This is a messenger RNA of Sycon ciliatum, 2843 nucleotides long. RefSeq names its product fez family zinc finger protein erm-like. Gene Ontology annotation, molecular function: DNA-binding transcription factor activity, RNA polymerase II-specific; RNA polymerase II transcription regulatory region sequence-specific DNA binding. Lineage: Eukaryota; Metazoa; Porifera; Calcarea; Leucosolenida; Sycettidae. The record is from RefSeq and is a predicted model, not a curated record. Gene Ontology annotation, biological process: regulation of transcription by RNA polymerase II. The transcript has a single exon. Bases 51 to 2273 code for a protein of 740 amino acids. Gene Ontology annotation, cellular component: nucleus.
UCACCCGUACCUUUCCUGGCAUAAAUACAGAUUUGGCCAGUGCCAUCCUCAUGUUGCCUAAUAAGCAUGAACCAAGGAGUAAUUUCGUUCUCGCCUUGGUUGCUCUUAUUAUUCUGUGUAAUAUGGCGUUUCCCCGAUCGAAGAAAUUUAAAUGUGGCCAUGAAGGCUGUACUCUCAGCUUCUCUGGCGCUCACGAGGUGGCCAUGCACAGGCGUACGCACACGAUCAAUACGUUUGCCGCUCUCCCUCACGAGUCAGCGAACAGUGCUAUGGCAGGUAGUGAGACGAAUCAACCGGCCAGUUAUGAUCUUCAACAAGAUAUGUUAUUGUCUUACCCAGUCAUUCAAGCGGACGGCCCAAUAGACACAACAAGCAACAAUGAUAUACGAUUCUCCGAUAUGGUGACUGGUUAUGGUGCCAACGCGGUUGGUUCGUUCGAUUUCGUCGCCGGUAGUGAUCUGCACGACGUUUUGCAGCAGUCGGGUCACGAUUCCAUCUCUUCAUUAACCGGCCCUGCCAAUUCCAUUGAAAAAGAGGAAUUUCACCGCUACACUACAGAUGUCCAAGUGACACCAGCUGUGCCAGGAGCGAUGGACACGGUAUUACAAGACAACCUUUGGUCGAAGUGGCUAGAUGUACCCAGUGAUGACGCACCUUUCAAUCCUUUUGAUUCAACCCACACUGAUGGCGCAGGUGAGGAUACCACCGUUGAACAUCUGGGCCCUCCAGGACCACCGUCGGAAACGCAACCCUAUUCUCAUGCGCAGAGGCAACUCGCUCAAUCACCAAUCACCAUUAUGACAGGAGCGAUGGACACGGUAGCACAAGAUGAAACUUGGCCGAAGUGGCUAGAGGUACCCAGUGGAGACGCACCUUGGGAUCCCUUUGAUUCCACCCACACUGAUGGCGUAGUUGAGGAUACCACCGUCGAACAUCGGGCCAUUUCAGGAUCACAGUCCGAAACGCAACCAUUAUCUCAUCCACAUAUGCAACUCGCUCAAUCACCAUUGUUUCAAGAUCAAACGAAAUAUACUGAAAGCAGUAGCGGGCACGUAACGCUAGCAUCACAUCAAUGCCAGAAUCUGGAAAGUUACACGCCUGAAGCACCAGUUGCCUACCCAGCAUUUCCAUACCUUCCACUAUUGUCAACGUCAAAAGUCUCUCUGCCGGAUGAUCAGCUAGCAUUGGGCUCAUUAGCUACCAACAACCUGCCUUCCGUUAGUGCUGGUGCUGAUGCCAACAUUAGGAGGAACCAGCACCAGCAGCAGCAGCAACAGCAGUAUAACCAGACUGCUGGUGUAGUAGGACACCAAGAUGCCACAGCUUCCCAAGCAAACAUUUCCAUGGUGCAAGGUGCCGGCUCGGAUAAGUUUCCCGCGACUCACGGGAUUGUGCAUCCACAUGGUUUAAGGUCCUCGGGGUUGACAACACUUCCAGAUAAUAGCGUGCCCGAUACCGGCAAUCACGAACAGUUGCAUAACCUCGUGAAAUUGCCAGGGAGUAGUCGUUCGGUAAAAUUCUCUCGCAAUGCGGAGCUGGCCCGGGACACGCCUAAGCAUACAGUGGAGAAGCGAUUUCAAAAUUUUCAAUGUCAGACCUGUAAGGGAUCGUUUCCAUAUUCGUAUACCCUAGAUAGGCAUCUCCUUACCCAUACCGGUGAGAGGCCUUUUCGUUGUUAUAUCUGUGAGCGUCAGUCUACAAGGAGGGAUAUAUUGGAUGGCCACAUCCGUACACAUAGUGCCAAGCAUAAAGGAAAUGCUCCUUUUGAAUGUCCUGUCUGCGAGCGUAAGUUUUAUUUAAAACAUCACUUAAAAUCCCACAUCCGUAUCCACACUGGUCGGAAGCCUUUGGUGUGCUUGACAUCACCUCCGGUGCCGAGUGCGGCUGGACAAUUAUCUGCAACAGCUACAGCGCCGGCUGUUGGUGCAGCGUCUGCUACAUCUUCUAAUACCACUGGUACAUCAACAACAUCCGCCUCAUCCACGGGUACCACCACCUUCGCGGUCCCACAACAACCCGUAACCAUGGCAGGCUCAUCCACGGUGAACGUAAUGCAGGAACAACACCAUCUUCUUCUGCAACAACAGCAGCCAGGACACCAGCAGCCAGAACACCACCACCAAACCCAUAGACAACAGAAUCUGGUUCCAAAUCCCGACCAGAGUAGUGGCAUGACAGGUGGAAUGGAAAAUCCGUCUGGUUCACUAGCAGGCACAAAGGGUGCAACACCAUCAAGGUAUUCUGCUAUCCUGGGAAUGGACCUACCUAGGUAGGUGCUGUUAGUCCUAGAUGACAAAGGUCGGUGAUACUGUAGAGUUAAGAAUGCCUGAUCUGCUACAGUAUUGUGUUGGUGCAGCUCCAGGGUUUUGCGUAGCAUUGACUACGAUGCCAACACCUUGCAUAUCCCUUGUGUCAAUCACAUCUGUGACCAAUCACAAUUUGUGUCUUACCUGCUGAUAACUUUCUAACGCUGACGUAACCUACAUGUGCAUGGUUUGAUGUGUAUGUGUCGACUGUCUAGUGUACACGGUCUGAUGUAUAUCUACAUUGUUUGUCGUUGCCUUGCCACUAUCAUUAAAAUACACAUGCAUAUCUAUGUCUGUCAACUUCGUCGCAUAAAUGAUGACGUCACCUACAUGUGUAUGAUUUUUUGAAAUUGACAAUAAUGCUCUUUUCAUAUUUCAGUUUUUUGGGUUGUUUUGAGUUAUCACUUGAAGUACAAUGCACAUUUUGCAAUAUUGCUGUAUGCUAAUUGCUGGUGUUUAGUAUACUCGAGUUGAUACUUAUAGAAGUUUUGACUAUCGAGAACUAAAUUAUGUGCUUGAAAAACGAAAAGUAUUGAU